Penicillium malachiteum is the source of this 1815-nucleotide messenger RNA. Its product is annotated as putative amino acid transporter. Bases 1 to 1815 code for a protein of 604 amino acids. The transcript is spliced from 2 exons. Gene Ontology annotation, cellular component: membrane. Gene Ontology annotation, biological process: amino acid transmembrane transport. The record is from RefSeq and is a predicted model, not a curated record. NCBI's taxonomy places the organism in Eukaryota, Fungi, Ascomycota, Eurotiomycetes, Eurotiales, Aspergillaceae. Gene Ontology annotation, molecular function: L-amino acid transmembrane transporter activity.
AUGUCGACGUUCACCGACAGAAAUGGUGGUCUCGCCGCUCCUCGAGACUCACUAGAACUCGCCUCUCUAGCAUCCUCCUCUCCUGCAUCAGUCGACAGAUCCUCGCGAUCAUCCUCUCCCGACGGAAUCUCCUCUUCGCGCAAGCUCUCCCUCGAAGACGAGGACCCUCUUACCGGUCCCGCAGGAGACGUAUACCUAGAAGCAGGGCGACAGCGAGGAUAUUCGAUAUCUUCGGCCUUCGAUUUCGGAGGGAACCUUUUCCCUCUCUCUCAGACACAGGGUGGAUAUGCGCCCUUAGGGACACCGUCACUGGAUCGCGCAGGACCAGAUGGAUCACUCGAGCGAAAUAAGACAUUAACGUACCUGAAUGGACUAUCGUUGAUUGUGGGGUUGAUUAUUGGAUCUGGUAUCUUCUCAUCGCCGAGUCAAGUCAAUGCGAACGCUGGAUCUCCCGGUGCAUCGCUUAUUGUUUGGGCUGUCGCGGGUUUACUAGCUUGGACGGGUGCGGCUAGUUAUGCGGAGCUGGGAGGUGCGAUUCCACUCAAUGGAGGCGCACAAGUCUACCUGUCUAAGAUCUUUGGAGAGUUGAUGGGAUUUCUGUUUACAUGGUGUGCGGUUCUCGUUUUGAAGCCUGGGUCUGCAGCUAUCAUUGCGAUUAUUUUUGGCGAAUACGUUGUGCGCGCAUUUGUUGGUGCGGAUGUGGUUAUGGUCAACCCUUGGAUUAACAAGGGCGUUGCACUCGGAGCUCUCUUAGUGGUUACUUUGUUCAAUUGCAUCUCUACGAAGAUUGCGACUCGAAUCGGUGAUCUACUUAUGUUCUUCAAGUUCAUUGCGCUACUUUUUGUCACGAUCACUGGAAUUGUCGUGGCUAUCACGGGAUUCUCAGCUAAGGGAAGUGCCAACGAAGAAUGGAAAACCCAUGGAUGGUUUGAGGGUACCAAUACCGAGAUAUCUGAUUUUGCUGUGGCGCUCUACGCUGGUCUAUGGGCUUUUGAUGGCUGGGACAAUACCAACUACGUGACUGGCGAGUUCAAGAAUCCCAAACGUGAUCUACCGCGAGUCAUCCAUACCGCCAUGCCACUGGUGAUACUUUCAUACCUCAUGGCCAACGUAGCCUACUUCCUCGUUCUUCCGCACGACACCAUCGAGGCAAGCAACACCGUAGCCGUGCAAUUCGGCAGCAAAGUCUUCGGCUCAGUCGGCGGUCUCGUUCUCGCGCUGGUUGUAUCAGCCAGUUGUUUCGGCGCACUCAACGCAACCACAUUCACCAGUGGACGACUUGUCUACGCAGCCGGUAAAGAGGGAUACCUCCCGUCAUUGUUCGGUCGCCUUGGCUUUGGAGCUGUAUCUUCGAAUCCACCUCCUGGGGGUCGUCUACGCAGUCGAUCCUGGGCCCGUCGAUCUAUUUCCCGUGUGCUAGGUGAUAAUGCCCGACUGGGAUUUACUCCUAUCAACGCGAUGGCAUUCAACGCCGUCUUGACAGCCAUCUAUGUCGUCGUGGGUGAAUUCGGCACACUGGUUACAUUCUACGGUGUUGCCGGAUACACCUUCUACUUCCUGACGGUACUGGGUCUAAUCGUUCUUCGAAUCCGUGAACCGCAUUUAGAACGUCCAUACCGUACAUGGAUCACAACACCCAUCAUCUUCUGCUGUGUCAGUUUAUUCCUUCUUAGUCGUGCAGUUAUUGCUGAACCCCUCCAAACAUUGAUCGUGGUGGGAUUCAUUAUUACUGGUAUCCCGGUCUACUACUGGAGGAUCUACCAACGCGAUGGACAUAUUGGGAUCUCUUGGAAGUUUUGGACAUGGCGUCGGUAA